GACUCCCCCUUCAAACCCUGCUCCUUCGGUUCCAAUAUUUCUUUCCGUUUCUGACACAGAGAUAGAAAGAGAGAACCAAAGAGAUGGCCUUGUUCUCCACUCAAAAUCCGUGGGCUUUUACGUUUGGCAUUCUAGGUAACAUUGUCUCCUUCGUGGUUUUUCUGGCUCCGGUACCAACGUUUUUUAGGGUUUAUAAGAAGAAAUCAACGGACGGGUUCCAAUCAGUUCCAUACGUGGUUGCACUUUUCAGUUCGAUGCUCUGGAUUUACUACGCAACACUUAAGCCUGAUGAAAUCCUUCUUACUACUAUCAACGCAGUCGGCUGUGUUGUGGAGACCAUUUACGUCGCAGUGUAUAUUGUUUAUGCACCAAAGCAAGCUAGGAUCUUCACGUUGAGGCUUCUUCUUCUGAUGAAUUUCGGGGGGUUUUGCUUGAUUCUUCUUCUCUCCCAACUCUUAGCGAAAGGGCCAAACCGUGUACGAGUUCUCGGAUGGGUUUGUGUAGCUUUUUCUGUGAGUGUUUUUGCGGCUCCUUUAAGCAUUAUGAGAGUGGUCAUACGCACCAAGAGCGUCGAAUUCAUGCCGUUUUCCUUGUCACUUUUUCUCACAAUCAGUGCUGUUAUGUGGCUCUUAUAUGGCAUUCUUUCGAGGGAUUUGUAUGUUGCGCUCCCAAACAUACUGGGUUUCGUCUUUGGGGUGCUUCAGAUGGUACUUUACGUAAUCUACAAGAAUUACAAGACAGACAUAGAUGAUCAUAAGCUACCAGAAACCAAAGCUGAUGUUGUAAACUUGAGCACAACUGUGACAUCCGAGGUACAAGUGUGCUCCCAGCCCAACCCUGUUGAAAACGGGUAGUAUGAUCGACAAUCAAAAUAUAUGGGCAUGAACAAACAUAUCACAGAUGUUAAAGGCAUGAUGCAUGGAAGCCUAACUCCUCUCCUUACUCGUUUCAUGUACUCGUAUGUCCCCCACCUCUCUCUAGAUCUAUCUAUCUAUGGCGCCUGUACCAGAGAGCUAGGAUGAUGCAUGUACAUCUAUGUCUCUGAUCAUGUUUAAUUAAUUUUCAGCUGUUUGUUUGCGUGUAAGCCCAGUGCACGUACGGUGACUUAUUUCAUGGAAAUAGUUUGCUAUCUUGAUGCU
Molecule: messenger RNA, 1139 nt
Organism: Alnus glutinosa
Lineage: Eukaryota; Viridiplantae; Streptophyta; Magnoliopsida; Fagales; Betulaceae
Product: bidirectional sugar transporter SWEET12-like
Exons: 6
Coding region: 84-854 (256 amino acids)
Biological process (GO): carbohydrate transport
Cellular component (GO): membrane
Molecular function (GO): sugar transmembrane transporter activity
Source: RefSeq, a predicted model, not a curated record